CCGUCAACGCUUGGAGCUUUUUGGAGAACGGAGAGGAGGACACAAAUGAUGCAGGUACUUCAAGCGGAUCAGGAACCAGAAAUGGCAGACACAGAUAUUCCUUGCCUUCAGGUGUACAAAAAAUAGUUCCUUCAGUGAAUGCGACAUUGCUUAAUUCUUUUGAAGAUGAAUUUGGUGAAGUAACUGCUUGGAGAAUGUUGGACUACACGGUCAUGGUUCGUAUUGGUGGGAAGGAGUGUGUCUGGGGUGAUCUCCCGAAUAAAGUUCACACAAAUAUAGCACGGCGUUCUGUCACUGUUGUUUCGUUCAGCGGAGACAAGAUGUUUUUUGCAUGCACAGGCUUGCUUAUAAGUUGGCAUGAGCGGAGACGCACUCGUGUGGGCACACGGACACGUAUGCAUGCGCGCUCUGUCAUUCUGACUUCGGCCAGUCUGGCUAGAGCUUGCAAUGAUGAAGACGAGGUUGACGGGAACUUGAGGAUUGAGGUAUUUCUCGCACCACGUCAGCGUGCCAAUGGGACACUGGAAUUGUACCAUUUAGAUUAUAACAUUGCCAUCAUCAGUGUUGAUAAGCAAUUCGUUGCUGCUCGUCCAGAAGAUAUUUUCAACACAGUAGAGAAGCCGUCUAAAGUUGUAGUAGCUAUAGGGCGUGAAUAUGAAGAGGGAGCAUUAUUUGCCGCACUGGGUAAAGUAACUAACAAGCCUCGCAGCAAGCCUAGCGAACUUGACUGCAAAGACCUUAAAGCUGUCCACCUGUAAAAUCAAGAAGGUACACUGUUUAGUUUUUCUUGCAUUUUUUACAUAGUAACCUGUAUAGAUGCAUCAAAAUAUAUCCGACUUCUCUCAUCAUAUGAAAAAAAAAUCCAUGCUAGACUGCUAGCUAAGGCUUUACAACUUUUCCAUUUGA
Brachypodium distachyon (stiff brome) is the source of this 906-nucleotide messenger RNA. RefSeq lists its product as uncharacterized. The transcript is spliced from 6 exons. The record is from RefSeq and is a predicted model, not a curated record. Lineage: Eukaryota; Viridiplantae; Streptophyta; Magnoliopsida; Poales; Poaceae. Bases 195 to 758 code for a protein of 187 amino acids.